UUCGUCCUGCGUCCUCAGCAGCUAUGCUUGAACCAUGCAUCUCCUCUACCAAACCGUUAAAAGCUCCAUCUAUCGCAAGAUCUCAAAACCAAUAGGCUUGCAUCAUAUUGAGUUUUGUCUACUAGAUAGGCUUCUUCAGGCCAACAAGCUAAGUGUCCAAGAAACUCUAUAUGCUGCCCCUUCUUCUGCUCAUACUGUUGAGCCUUCACGGGGAGGCGGCCUCGUCGUCGCCGGACGAUGGCCAGUUCGCCUACCAAGGCUUCGCCGGCGCUAACCUCACACUGGACGGCCUCGCCGCCCUCCUCCCCGGCGGCCUCCUCGCGCUCACCAACUUCACGUACCAGACGAAAGCCCACGCCUUCCACCCGACCCCGAUCCGCUUCCUCAACAGGCCGGCGGCGACGAACGCCACCGCCGCGGCGCGCUCCUUCUCCACGUCCUUCGUGUUCGCCAUCGUGUCGCGGUACGACGGCCUGAGCGACCACGGGCUCGCCUUCGUCGUCGCGCCGACCACGGACUUCGCGGCGGCGAACGCCGGGCAGUACCUGGGCCUCCUCAACGCGACCAACGGCGCGGCGAGCGACCCCAUCCUGGCGGUUGAGCUGGACACCAUCCUGACCCCCGAGUUUCGCGACAUCAACAGCAACCACGUAGGCAUCGACGUCAACAGCCUCGUGUCGCGGCAGGCCCGGCCGGCCGGCUACUACGACGACGGCGGCGCGUUCCGGAACCUGAGCCUGAACAGCCGCAAGCCCAUGCAGGUGUGGGUGGACUACGACGGCCGGUCCAAGCAGCUGGAGGUGACGCUAUCUCCCCUGCACACGCCCAAGCCCAGGAAGCCUCUUCUCUCCGAAGCCAUCGACCUUUCGUCGCUCAUGGCGGACGCCAUGUACGUCGGCUUCUCGGCGUCGUCGGGGGUCGUGUUCACGCACCACUACGUGCUCGGGUGGAGCUUCGGCCUGGACGGGCCCGCCCCACCGCUUGACCUCUCCAAGCUUCCAGCCCUGCCACGCCUGGGACCCAAGCCUCGGUCCAAGGUCCUGGAUGUCGUGCUGCCGCUCGCCACCGCGUUGCUCGUCGCCGCGGCGCUAGCGGCGGUCUUCUUCUUUGUGUGGCAGCGGCGCCGGUUCGCCGAGGUGCGAGAAGACUGGGAAGACGAAUUCGGGCCCCACCGCUAUGCAUACAAGGAUCUCCAUCGUGCCACGGAUGGGUUCAGGGAGCGGAAUCUGCUGGGUGUCGGAGGGUUUGGGAGAGUAUACAAAGGGGUGCUUCCGGCAUCCAAUCUGGAAAUCGCCGUCAAGAGGAUAUCACAUGAUUCAAGGCAAGGGGUGCGGGAGUUCGUCGCCGAGGUGGUGAGCAUUGGCCGUCUCCGACACCGGAACCUUGUGCAGUUACUGGGCUACUGCCGGCGCAAGGACGAGCUUCUCUUGGUCUAUGACUACAUGUCGAAUGGUAGCCUUGAGAAGUACUUGCAUGAUCCACAUACGCCAGCCAUAUUUUGGCCCAAAAGGUACUCGAUCAUCAAAGGCGUCGCAGCAGGCCUGUUGUACCUUCACGAGGAUUGGGAAAAAGUCGUCGUCCACCGAGAUAUAAAGGCAAGCAAUGUGCUUUUGGACGAACAGAUGAACGGACACCUGGGAGAUUUUGGCCUAGCAAGGUUAUAUGACCAUGGAACCGAUGCUCAAACGACCCAUGUUGUUGGCACCAUGGGAUACCUCGCACCGGAGCUUGUGCGCACGGGGAAGGCAACGCCCUUAACCGAUGUCUUCGCAUUCGGUGUGUUCCUCCUAGAAGUGGCCUGUGGACGAAGGCCAAUCGAGCAUGGCGAGCACGAUAACCGUAUAGUGCUGGUUGACUGGGUACUUCAGCACCACCGUAGUGGAUCGAUCCUUGAGGCGGUGGAUCCACGGCUAACAGGAAAGUUUGACAUAGAGGAGGUUACCCUCGUGCUCAAACUAGGUUUACUGUGCUCGCACCCAUUGCCUAAUGCAAGACCUAGCAUGCGAAAGGUCAUGCAGUACCUGGAACAUGGCAAACCGGCUCCCGACUUGUCACCGACUUAUGUGAGCUAUGGUAUGAUGGCGCUAAUGCAGAUCGAAGGAUUUGAUUCCUUUGUUAUGUCGUCGUGCCCUACGUCGGCGACUAGCAUCGGUGCGGUGUCUUGUGGGUCUUCAGUUUCAGUUCUAGCUGAGGGCAGAUGAAGCUGUUCUUAUGUAUUAGACUUAAUGUCUUUUUGAAUUUUUCAUUCAGAAAAAGCUUCUCAGAUCUCCAAAAAGCUGCCCACAUGAGGCUUUUCAAAAAA
This is a messenger RNA of Panicum hallii, 2302 nucleotides long. RefSeq names its product L-type lectin-domain containing receptor kinase IV.1-like. Gene Ontology annotation, biological process: protein phosphorylation. Gene Ontology annotation, molecular function: ATP binding; protein kinase activity; carbohydrate binding. Lineage: Eukaryota; Viridiplantae; Streptophyta; Magnoliopsida; Poales; Poaceae. The coding region runs from base 171 to 2201 and encodes 676 amino acids. Gene Ontology annotation, cellular component: plasma membrane. The transcript has a single exon. The record is from RefSeq and is a predicted model, not a curated record.